CCCGGGUCACAAUUGGCGUGUAAAACAUGCUCCUAUCGUCUAGAGGACAGGCAUGCGAUCGUGAAAUGUGGUGAAUGCGAUUGGAUUUGCGAGGAGUGUCUCAAACUUCACUCCAGAAUCAAGAUAUUGAAGGGACACCACUUGGAGGAUAAGUGUGAAACUCACCAGGGAAAAGUGGUUUACUACUGUAUCACCUGUGCUAAAGGCUACUGUAGUCGGUGCCCACUACCCGGCCACUUAACACACGAUAUCUAUGUCCCGAAAAAUACUGUUCCCGACCAUUCGCGGGAAUUACGUGAGACGGCACAUAAACUACAAACUACACUCAAUGCAAGUCAAAAGACCCUGACACAAUUGCGAAAUUACGAGACCGAGAUAACGGCUCAAAAGGCACAAUGUUAUGCACUCAUGAAGUCAACGGUACUUACGAUGAGACAAAUGUGUCGCCAAUUGUUCGCAGAGUUGUCGCAUUUAAUCAAAUAUAACAGUAAACUACACAAUGCAACUCAGUCGAGCACCAGUAUUGAGCACCUGGAUCAGUUUGUAGCCGCCAUACUAGGGACACAUAAUGACCCGGUCACUAGAUUGCUGAUAACUGAACCGGCUGCUAAUCAGUUCAUUAUUAAUCAAAUUAACAAGUUCAUUUUGAGUGCCAAUACAGCAAGAUCCUGACACAAUUACAGUCAAUUAUCCCGAGAAUACUGUCGUAUUUCAAGAUGCCGGU
Messenger RNA from Oppiella nova, 724 nucleotides. The record is from the annotation of a GenBank genome assembly. NCBI's taxonomy places the organism in Eukaryota, Metazoa, Arthropoda, Arachnida, Sarcoptiformes, Oppiidae.